CGCCCAAUAUAUACCGUACACAGAGCAGUGGUGAUCUCGUUUGCGCUCAUUUCGCUCCAAAUAGUAUCUGGUCGUCGUUGUAUAUAGGGCGCUAACCAUGUCUACCAGUGAGCUUGCUUGCGCUUACGCCGCCAUGGCUCUUUACGACGAUGGAAUUGCAAUCACUGCGGAGAAGAUUGCAGCCGUAGUUGCAGCCGCGGGGCUCUGUGUGGAAUCUUACUGGCCCAGCCUCUUUGCAAAGUUGGCGGAGAAGAGGAAUAUCGGCGACCUUCUUCUCAACGUUGGUUGUGGUGGUGGCGCUGCGGCUCCCGUGUCUGUAGCCGCUCCUGCUGGUGGUGCUGCUGCCUCUGCCGCCGCUCCUGCCGUUGAGGAAAAGAAGGAAGAGCCGAAAGAGGAGAGCGAUGACGACAUGGGAUUCAGCUUAUUCGAUUAGGAGGCUCUUGUGUCUCUCAUUGGAUUGCAUUAGGAAAUUUUUGGGUGGUAGCCUUAUUGGAUUUUACUUUAGACUUUUAGAACCUUGAUUGUUUUCUGUUCAAUUGUCGAAGUUUUUUGUUUUAUUUUUUUAAUUGGCAGGGAGUUUCUUGUUUUCUUUUGUUUAAGUUGCGAGGGAAAAUGGAUGUUUCCACACAUUUGUUUGAUUUACUUUACAAUGCAGUGAGUUUAAACCUUACGAUAAGUAGAACCAUGGUUUCUCUGUUUUUGAGUUUCAGGUUACUUGCGAAAUCGUACUGCUUUAUUUCGUA
Momordica charantia (bitter melon) is the source of this 743-nucleotide messenger RNA. RefSeq names its product large ribosomal subunit protein P1. Gene Ontology annotation, biological process: cytoplasmic translation; translational elongation. Lineage: Eukaryota; Viridiplantae; Streptophyta; Magnoliopsida; Cucurbitales; Cucurbitaceae. The record is from RefSeq and is a predicted model, not a curated record. Gene Ontology annotation, molecular function: protein kinase activator activity; ribonucleoprotein complex binding; structural constituent of ribosome. Gene Ontology annotation, cellular component: cytosolic large ribosomal subunit; ribosome.